Molecule: messenger RNA, 4153 nt
Organism: Mytilus californianus (California mussel)
Lineage: Eukaryota; Metazoa; Mollusca; Bivalvia; Mytilida; Mytilidae
Exons: 21
Coding region: 119-3115 (998 amino acids)
Source: RefSeq, a predicted model, not a curated record
AAACAUUUCCGGUUAUUUGAUAUCUUGGUAGCUUGGUGACAAAUUUGAUAAUCAUUAUAAUGUCUAAGAUGUGUAUACAAAUACAAAGUGAACAUUCAUAAAAUCAGAAGUUUACCAGAUGAUCAUGGGAGAUGAUGGAUCUGACGAACAUUUGAAAAUAUUUAAAUGCUUAGUUGAUACAGGAGCAGAUGUUUUGCGCAGCGCUCUUGAGCGUAAAGUGCUUAAUAAUAACGUCAUCACAUUUGAACAGUAUUUGGAUAAUGUUAAACAUCAGUUCUACCACCAGUGUGAGAAAAAUAGAAAUAAGCCAUGUUGUUCACAAAGCCCACACGUCAACUGUAAUGUAAACGGAUAUAUGGACAAGAAAAUAUUUAACAAAGUGUACAACAAAAAGACUGAAGUAGAUACACAUCAAUGUUUGGACAGAUUUGAAGUCAAAGCUGGUAUUUCAACUGAUGAACUAGAUUUAAGUGAUCUCAAUUUCUUUUUGUGGAACAGCAAUACGUUAUCGCUGCAAGAAAAGCAAUCUAUCCAAACCAUAAUGACCAUCAGAAGUGACAUUUGUCACCCGGAAUCAACACAUUGUUACUCAAUUACUGAACUAGAAAAUAUUUGGCUUUCUUUAGAGGAUGAUAUUUUGUUGUUUGCCGAGCCUUAUCGAUACAAGAAAAUGGUUACAUUACAAAUAGUGACACUAAAAAAAUACAAAGUAAGCGAGAUAGAAUCAAAAAGAAUUAUCAACGAAAUGCACAUCGAAUUGGAAAAAAUACUUCGUGAAUUGAAGCUGGAAGUUCAUACUAGAAAUGAUGGUACAAAACAACUUGUGAAGAAAGAAACUGUGGGACUCAAAAACUGCAUCAAAGAUACAUAUAACAAGACAAAAUCAUUCAUAAAUAACAAUGUUCAGAGAUUGACAGAAAAUAACCAAGGACUGACGACAAGAUGCAUAGAGGAAAUAAACACUACAGUGACACAAGAGAGUAGCAAUACAAGGCUUCACAGCGAAGACCAACGCCGUGCAAUUGAUUCAAAGCUGACAGAGUGUGAACAUAGAGUUUGUCAAACGGUGAUUCGGUCCAGAGGACACUUGGAGGACAAAAUAAUCGAACAGCAAAAUGAAAUAAGGAAGCAUACUGUGGAAAUCAACGCAGAUCUAAAAGAAGAGAAUAGAAAACUGACAGUUGAAGUUAUGGAUAUGAAGACAGAUAUAAAAGAACUGAAGACAAUUUUGAUAGGUUACGUCGGUAAACAAAAAGUGGAUUUGGUUAUGAACACGGAGCAAAUAGAAAAGUCUACUACAAAAUCGCCAGAUAAUGGAAAAGUCGAUAUCACUGUUAAAGUUAAUCAAACACAUGUGACUGAAGACAAAGAAAACGAAAUCAUUGAAAAUCUUCCUUUAGAAAUAGAAAUUCUAACUAACAACGACAGCUCACCAGAAGCAGCAGUGACAGAAACAAUCGAAAUUACUGGGAAAAAAGUCAACAGCAUAAUUUUAGAAUUGAAAGCCACACCUGGAAUUUUACAUAGUGUAGAAACUUUUAAAGCAGCCAUGCUUACAUUAGUUCAAAAUAUACAAACAGCGGGUGAGAUUGACGUAGAUAUUGAAGACACAAUUACUGUUAAUGUGAGAUUUGGAGGUCCUCUGACAGAAGAUCAGCUUGCAGUUGUAAAAUGUUUAUUUGCAAAAAAAUGGAAUGAUGACAAUAAUACAAAACAACUGUCCACUGAGUAUUCAUCUAUAUCCGAUGAGUAUUCAUCUACGUCCGAUGAAUAUUUAUCUAUAGAAGAUAUCAAUGAGAUGGAGUUCCGACCGGAACUGGAUAUGUACUCACAAACAGAAACAUCGGAAGUUUUCGAGCCGGAAACCACAGAUUCUCUAACUAAAACAUCAUGUCAGUUUUGUGACGAUAAAGACAAGAUAAUCAAGGCUCUAGAAGAACAGAACGAAAAACACGAAAUAGUUAACAAGACAAAUAUGCUUAAGCUACAGGCGGAGAAUAGAAACCUGAGAGCUUUAUUGCGACGAACCCGACCAGACGACACCGGUAUGAUCAGUGUUAUAGAAAAAAUAGGAACGAAACAAAAAGAAUUAAAGAGCGACGACUUGAGUAGUUUAGAAUCAGAACAAACAUAUGAUUCAAGUUCCAAAAAGACUUUGUACGAAUGUAGAAAUUGUUGUGAAAAGAAUGAAAUUAUAAUCCAGUUGGACCGAAGGUUAUGUGAAAUAAGACGACGAAUUAUUGAAGCCAAAGGACCAUUUGUAUACAGAAACAAUGUUUUUGAAGAUUUACUGGAACUUACCCAUGAAAACACCGGUAUGAUCAGUGACGAAGAAAAGGGAAAAAUGAAAAAAAAAGAAAUACAAAGUGACAUUAGCAGUCAAAAAUCAGAACUCAUAUAUGAUUCCGACGUGCAAAAACUAGAGGCAAAGACACAACUUAAAUCUAUGGAAUUACAGCCUAGAAAAUUUGAAGGUGCUAGAUUAGAUCGGCCACAGGACAAGAGCGAUUUUAGGUGUAGAAUAUCAGAACUUAGACGUGAAUAUGCUGGAAAUUCAUAUACAAAAACAGAAGGACAAAAGGGACUCGCAAUCAUUUUGUACAGAGAUCGAGGUUAUAUUUCACAUUUAACAGGAAUGUUGUCGAGGAUUAUGAGAGAUCCUGAUGUAUCUCAUUUAAAAGGUUUCUUUGAAGAAAUGGGAUUUGUUGUUAAAUGCUUUGAAGGAAGGUACAAUGCAAAUUUGUACGACGCAGAAAUGUUUGAUGGAAAUUGGUAUUGUGUAUUCCUGGCAUCAUUACGUUAUGUGGAUUUCAACGAAACUUUUCUCAUCCGACUCUUAUUAGGCCCACACAUACAAGGUAAACCAAUAAUUGUUAUGACUAAUUCUACCACAAGGUCUGACGAGAUUAAAAAAAUAAUCGAGGAACCCAACACAUUGAUGGUGUCGCCGUUUGAAUGUUCUAUAGAGUACAACAUACUAGAGGAUUUUAUUAAAGUUACACGGUGCAACCGAUUUGCAGAUAUAAUGGAUAUUUUGACAAGGAUGAAUGCACAGUAUAAUCGUCCAGCAAUAACAUUCCAGUCGACAUUACGGAAGAAAUUCUGCUUUUUAUAAUCCGACACCAACCAUCACGUACAGCAACUUAUACACAUAUUUGGUAGCAGUUUAAUUGAAUGAACGUUAUUGAAUAAAUGUGUAUCAACCAUUGAGUACUUGGACUACAUCAUGCAUAGAUUUUGGUUAAGUACUGUAUUGUUCAUCUGUGCUUUAACAUAUGUUUACGAGUACAUAUAUAUGUUUUCCGCAACUAUUUUUUUAUGAUAAAAAGUAAAAUAACAAUAAUACCGAACUUCGAGGAAAAUUCAAAACGGAAAGUCCCUAAUUAAAUGGCAAAAUCAAAAGCACAAACAAAUCAAACGAAUGGAUAACAACUGUCCUAUUCCUUGACAUGGUACAGGUAAAUGAUAAAUGAAGUUCACUCAUUCAUGAAAAGCAUUUUACCGUGACUUUGUUAAAUAGGCCUAUCAUGCAAUGCAUACGAUUAUUUAGAUACGUUAGUGGAAUAAAACACGAUGAUGAUCAUCCAUAAAAACAGCAAACCGAAGACAAAUGAAACCGAACGUCAUGUUGAGAUGGCUAUACGGUUCUCGAUAAUAAGCACGAGUUCACAAAAUGUGUCAUGAUAUAAACCAUUCAAACCUAUGAAAAUAUUCAAAAGGUUAAGAUCUAGUUGUAAAUUUGUAUUUGAAAUAACUCAAUAGCAUAAUUCAACAAAAUGGCCAUAUCAGCUGUAAGUAUCAACUAAAAGAUCCGUGACACAUUUGGAAUGUUUUCAUCCAUGUAUUAUCAAAAAACUAUGGCAUUCGUUCUUCAUAGACAUAACAAUUGAAAAAUAUGGCAAAAGUUUCACUCGGUAAUGCAUUCUGUCAAUUACAGAUGCACUCAAUAAAAUAUCAGGCUGUUUCUAAUAUUAUGACGUAAUUAAAAAUUAAAUGAAAGUAAAAAGGGUAUUAUAAAACUAGAUUAUUUAUAAAGGGAAGCUUGUCUUGAGACUCUUCUCUACAUUUACAUAGAAUCUAUAAUUUUUUUUUAUCAAUUUUUUUUCUUCAUAUUUUUCAUUAUUGAAUGCUUAUAAAUAAAGAUUUGCAUUUA